Naegleria fowleri is the source of this 525-nucleotide messenger RNA. RefSeq lists its product as uncharacterized. Lineage: Eukaryota; Heterolobosea; Eutetramitea; Acrasida; Naegleriidae. Bases 1 to 525 code for a protein of 174 amino acids. Gene Ontology annotation, molecular function: peptidyl-prolyl cis-trans isomerase activity. Gene Ontology annotation, biological process: protein peptidyl-prolyl isomerization. The transcript is spliced from 3 exons. The record is from RefSeq and is a predicted model, not a curated record.
AUGUCUGCCAGACCUAAAGUGUUUUUAGAGUUUUCUGUUGGAAAUAAAAAAGUAGGAAAGGUGGAGAUUGAAUUGUUUUCGGAUAUUGUUCCAAAAACUGCAGAGAAUUUUAGAGCGUUAUGUACAGGCGAAAAGGGUCAAAAAGGAGGUAAAAACUUGCAUUACAAGAAUUGCAAAGUGCAUCGAAUUGAACCUGGUUUUUGCAUUCAAACUGGAGAUAUUAUUAAAGGAAAUGGUACAUCGGGCAGAUCCAUCUACGAGAGUGGCAAAAUGGAAGAUGAAAAUUUCACUGUAAAACAUUCAGAACAGGGCAUUGUGUCAAUGGCCAAUAGUGGUCCUAACACAGCAAGUAGCCAGUUUUUCUUCACCAUGGCUGAGGGACCGCUUCCUCAAUUGGAUGGAAAGCAUGUCGCCUUUGGAAAAGUAACAUCAGGUUUGGAAGUGUUAAAAGAUUUGGAACAAUACGGCAAUAGAUUAGGAGCAGUCUCAAAGAAGGUGAUCAUUUCGGAUUGUGGUCAACUAUAG